AUGGGCAACUCCUCCUGCGUAGAUCGCCUCGCUGAGUGCCCGGGCUCCCACCGCGAGACCCCGCCCUUCCUCCCCCCGAACCAUGCAGAAGCUGCGUACGAGUUCCACUUUACAGAAAACACGCCGCUGUGGGCAGGAGCCACGCAGGCACUUCAACCGAACUUGGGCUAUCCGCUGCCGGGGGCCGGGCAGCCAUCCAGGUGCGAGCUGAUCCGCGAAGGUGGCGACGUCCCGAGCUUGAAGAUUUGCUUCAGUGGCCGCAUCUUCGUCCGCUGCGGUGAGGAACUCUUCUCAGCCGAGGAUGGUCCAAGCCGCUGCACGGCCUUUCGACUCUGCACGCGCGCUGUGGAGAUGGAGGACACUGUGUGUGGCGUGAACUUCUCGCUCCAACUGCACAGCUCACCUCCUGGGAUUUUCUUAUGCCCAUGCAUAUCGCUGCAGCUGUCGACUGGCGAGGUCGGCCUUGUCGGCGAUCGUUUCGGACCCAUUCAGCAUCCGCAAGACUUCCUUCUGGACUUUUCCACCCUGGACAUAGGCGGCCAAGACGUGCAGAUGGAUGUCAUCCUCCGUGGAAUCACGGUGGAUGCCAUGCCCAGCUCUGAGGUCGCGGUCUCCCGGCGAGGGGCAUGGACACUCCGCACCCGAUUGCAAGAUUUUACCACCUUCAACAACUUCCUGCGACCACACCGCGCCUACCUGGGAGCCUCGGAGCUUUGGGGCGAGGGCUCUGCCGCCUACCUCCAGCACUUGGUGGUCAGCGAGGAGCCCAUGCAUGUCGCGCACCCGCCUGUCUCACUCAAAUGGUGGGCGCAGCUUGACGAGGGAGCAGACUGGGGUCGACUGCUCUUUGAGGGCAUCGAUGCCCGCAGUCGACUUGAUGAGGCCAGUUUCGGCAGCGAGCCACUCUCGGCCUCAAAAGCCUCGGAUUUUUGGCAUCACAAGGUCUACGACAUGGCGGUUGGUCGUGUGUCGCCCAGGAAAGACCCAGAGAAGCUGUCAGGUGAGUUCUGGCUCUCCAAGCAGGCCAUGAAAGUCGAGCCCAUCUACCUGCACUACCAGGGGACACUUGCUCAAGCGCUGGAAAGCUGUGUCAUCCUCCGCUUCAGCUGUGCCCAAGACGUCCUCCAGUCGCUGCAGCUGGGCAGGGCCCGCGCAGCCGCGCCCAUCCCCAGCAGAGGCGUCGUCUUCGGGAUCGAGCAGGACCCUCGGCACGCCCGCCUGGUGCGCAUGUUCAUCGAAUAUCGCAACGAGAUCGUGGCUGACAUGGUGCUGUGCGAGGUUUUCGAGGAGCGGGACGAG
Molecule: messenger RNA, 1299 nt
Organism: Symbiodinium natans
Lineage: Eukaryota; Dinophyceae; Suessiales; Symbiodiniaceae
Source: the annotation of a GenBank genome assembly